Coregonus sp. 'balchen' is the source of this 2415-nucleotide messenger RNA. Lineage: Eukaryota; Metazoa; Chordata; Actinopteri; Salmoniformes; Salmonidae. The record is from the annotation of a GenBank genome assembly.
AUGGCAGAACAAACAACGUUGGACAGCCUGCUGGAAAUGGGAUUUGACAGAAACAGAGUGUAAGUAGCUAACUGAAUUAAUGUGGCUAUUCUUCUACACACUAAAGAUCAUGAUAAGAUGAUGUGAUCAACUCUGAUCCUGUCCAUAUUUCGUCUGCUUGCAGGGAAAAGGCUGUGGCACACACAGGAAACCAGGGCAUAGAGCGGGCCAUGGACUGGUAAGGCAACUGGUAUGGGCAUUGGUGAGCUAGUCUCAGAGGCUUCUUCUUCCUCAGUUAAGUUAUUCACAUUGGAUAACGGAUUCGUGAUGUCUCUCUUCUAUCAUGCGUCUUCCACAGGUUGAUGGAACAUGAGGUUGACCCAGACAUUGACGAGCCCUAUGUACCUCCUGUGGGGAACGUGCUUGGAGGAAGUGACCCACAACUGCCUAGUCCAGCAGCCCAACCCACAACACAGGGAGCAGACCCUGGUAAGUGGUAAAUUGUCAUGACAGCAUAUUGCAAUAUGGUUACUUAUAUUGUUAUGAUCUAGUUAUAACUAUGACUUCAACUUCCCAUUACUGGUUAACAUGGUUGUUGGUUUACAUUGUCUUCUUGUCCCUCGACUCUUCUAUGUCAACUCUACCUUUUAGCUACAGAUGGUGGUGACCAGAUGAUCCAUGACGGUGAUACCAAACGACCAAUGAUAGAGGAGGAGAAACGUGAGCAGAUAAAGAGGUCAGAUAAUUCACCACCACUGAGGUUCUGUUAACACAGUUAUCUUAUUCUGUCAGAAACUGGGGAAAUGUCCUCUCAGGUUUGGUCAAUAGAUGUUACUCAGUAAGAUGGAAGUAUCAGGAAAAAGCAAGGCCUUCUGUUGGAAAUACAAAGAGACGGCAUACAAUGAAACCUGUGUGUGUGUACCAGGCUAGAGGAGCUGAUGCGGGUGAAGCAGGAGGAGCGGCGAGAGAGGGAGCGAGCGGAGGAGGUGGACAGGGAGAAGCAGAGGAGGAGGCAGGGCCAGGAGCUGCUGCAGGUCAAACAGAAACUGCAGGAGGAUGAGAUGAAGAAAAUGGUGGACCUGCGCCGGAGAGAGAAGGACGGUGACAGAAUGGCCAAGUAAGCCAAGAUGUCAAUGGGCUUGUUCAACAUUUCAGCCAACAUUGCAGGCGACUGCCGAUUAACUGAUCUACAGAAUACCUUGCAUAUAAGUAUUAUUAUUUGUAGGUCAUUUAGUCAGUCACAAUUUACCCACAAUACAUCACGGAUGGAUUUGAUGCUCUCGACAUGGCCAAUGGCUGUUGUCUCAAAGCACAUUGGAGGAGAGGAUCCAAGGUCCCUCCCUCGAACCUCCUCCAAUGAGCUUUGAGAAGAAUUGAGGAAACAAGAAUAGUUAGUAACGUUUUCAGACACAGCCAAUAGUUACUUCUUCUAAACGGCUUAGUGCAAAUAAGGUCUAUUCCCACUCCACAACUCUUCUCUUUAUCCAAUGACUGCUCUCUCUCUCUCUCUCUCUCUCUCUCAGGCAGCGGGUGCGAGACAAGAUAGCACGCGACAGAGAGGAGAGAGCACUUAAGGUACAGACUGCACCUACAGCAUCUGACUCCUAUGCUGAACUGUUGCUAAAUAAUGUCUCCAUAUCUUUCAUAGAAAGAGUUGAACUCACUAACCCCUUCUACUCCUCUCUUCUCCCUCUCCAGUUUGGAGGCGGUUCUUCUAGUACAGCUCUAACCUCCCUUUCAGCAGAGGGCCCUCCCUCCUCUCCGCCCAGUCAGGGCCCGCCUCCCGCCAAGAAGGACUAUAACGAGUGCAGAAUCCAGGUAAGGGGCCAUGGAUGUCUACGGCCUAGUUCACAUUCUGUUCACACUCACAACUGAUGUACAACGCAUUGAACACAACAGUUGUAAUACAACAGAUAUGUUUGUUUGCUCAACAAUCUUUACACAACCGUUGUUUGGUGUCUCAACAGUCAAUAACGUUUAUUCAUUCAUCCUUCUGUCCGCAGGUGCGUAUGCUGGACGGCUCGGCGCUGACCUCCGUGUUCAAGGCCCAGGAGCCGCUGGCUGCCGUGCGUGUCUACAUCCAGAUGAAUGGCGACGCCCCCGAGGGCCAGGACUUCACGCUGCUGUCCCCGUACCCCCGCCGCGUCUACACAGAGCUGGACAUGGAGAAACCCCUACAGGAGCUGGGUGAGCAGACAGGAUGAUGCUUGUCUCCUUCAUCCGCACUAAUCUGAAAGGACUGGAGAGGUCAAAAUCAGCCAAAGCCAUAUUGCUUUCUUCUAUCCUGUGUUGUCAGAUCAGUGCAGUUAUAGAGGAAUCUAAUCUGAGAUUGAAGGUGUGUUUCAUUUGAUACUGUUUCAACUGUUUUGUGUCAUUGUUCAGGUUUGGUGCCUUCAGCUGUGCUGGUCAUUGCCAAGAAAUAAGGACCUGAAGUAA